UCUCGAACCUUUCAAGAUCGAAACCUCUCCCAUUAGUGUGCUGUUAACUCUUUCUACAACACAAAUUGUGGUAUAGUAGUUAACCCAUCUCAUCCCUAAUCAUGGCGUCAACUGUUCGAUCUUCACACAUGAGAAUAGAAUGUAUUUCACGGUCAACUGAUUAUCGUUUAGCACGAGCACCUGUAAUGAGGGUAUCAGCCAGUGCUGUUAGCCAUGGAUGUCCUGUGCUGACAGGAAAAAACAUUACCACAUACAUCGAUCCCAUAGCAGGGAAUACAAUUAUUCAACCUUGUGAAACCAGACAAAAUCACCACCUUGAAUACAUUCCGAACCGCAUUCCGGACUCAACCUACGUGCGCAUCUUGGACACCACCCUCCGCGAUGGUGAGCAGUCCCCUGGCGCUGCAAUGACGCGUGACCAGAAACUCGAGGUUGCUCGGCAGCUCGCGAAGCUUGGCGUGGACAUCAUCGAGGCUGGGUUCCCUUCAGCGUCAAAGGAGGAUUUCAUGGCUGUGAAAAUGAUAGCUGAGGAGGUUGGCAAUUUGACAGAUGAUGAUGGGUAUGUUCCUGUCAUUGCAGGACUGUGCAGGUGCAAUGAGAAGGAUAUUGCCACUACAUGGGAGGCUCUCAAGCAUGCAAAAAGGCCAAGGAUUUUUACUUUUAUAGCCACCAGCCCCAUUCACAUGGAGCACAAGCUCAGGAAGAGUAAAGAUCAGGUUCUUGAAAUUGCACGGAAUAUGGUGAAGUUCGCUAGGAGUUUAGGUUGCACUGACAUCCAGUUUGGUGCUGAAGAUUCUGCCAGGUCGGACAAGGAGUUUCUUUAUGAAAUUUUGGGAGAAGUUAUCAAGGCUGGGGCAACUACAGUGUCCAUACUUGAUACCGUGGGCAUAGCAAUGCCAUUUGAGUAUGCAAAACUGAUUGCAGAUAUAAAAGCAAAUACUCCAGGGAUAGAAAAUGCAAUCAUUUCAACCCAUUGCCACAAUGAUCUUGGACUUGCUACUGCUAACACCAUUGAGGGUGCUCGUGCUGGGGCAAGGCAAUUGGAAGUAACAAUUAAUGGUAUUGGUGAAAGGGCUGGCAAUGCCUCACUUGAAGAGGUUGUGAUGGCCCUGGCAUGUAGGGGGAAUCACAUCUUAGGCGGUCUACAUACAAGGGUUAAUACAAGGCACAUAUUAAAGACAAGCAAAAUGGUCGAAAAGUACACUGGUAUAAAUUUACAGUCACACAAGGCUCUUGUGGGUGCUAAUGCAUUUCUUCAUGAGAGUGGCAUUCAUCAGGAUGGAAUGCUAAAACAUAGAGGUACAUAUGAAAUAAUAUCUCCUGAAGAUAUUGGUCUUGAAAGAUCCGUUGGAGCUACUAUUGUACUAGGGAAGCUUAGUGGACGCCAAGCAUUGAGAAAUAGACUGAAAGAGCUUGGUUAUCAACUUAAGGACAGUGAAGUUCAGAGUGUAUUUCUGCGAUUCAAAGCCGUGGCUGAGAAAAAAAAGAGAAUUACUGAUGCAGACUUGAUAGAACUGAUGUCUAAUGAAGCAGUUCAUUCACAACCUAUCUGGAAGCUAGGUGAUUUGCAGGUGACUUGUGGAACUGUGGGUCUUUCAACUGUCACUGUCAAACUUGUUUCAAUUAAUGGAAGCAUGCAUGUUGCUCAUUCCACUGGUACCGAACCAGUGGAUUCAGCUUAUGAGGCCAUUAAUCUCAUUGUUAAGGAACCAAUAAAACUUGUCAAGGGUGCAAUCACAGAAGGCAUUGAUGCAACUAUCACUACAAGUGUUGAGAUUUGCAAGGAGACUAAAAAUUCAUCUACUCUUACUUCCAAUGAAGAUACAAUUCAUCCAAUAUUUAGUGGAACGGGAGCGGGAACAAAUGUUGUUGUUUCUAGUGUUGAUGCUUAUCUUUCUGCAGUAAAUAAUAUGUUACGUUUCUACCAAUGAUUCAUACCUACUGCUGGAAGACCACCUUUGUGAAUAAUGCAAUUGAGAAAUUGUGUAAAUAUAUAUAUGCUUGGGGCACCCAUGUGUGGUUUGUGUGUUAUAUAGGGUUGAUGGCAAUAAGGUGUCCUUUGUGGAUUGUUUAUUGCUAUUGAUAAUGUUUAAUGAAACUUCCUUUUGUGUUUGUUAA
Lotus japonicus is the source of this 2118-nucleotide messenger RNA. RefSeq names its product probable 2-isopropylmalate synthase. The transcript has 12 exons. The record is from RefSeq and is a predicted model, not a curated record. The coding region runs from base 102 to 1931 and encodes 609 amino acids. Gene Ontology annotation, cellular component: chloroplast. NCBI's taxonomy places the organism in Eukaryota, Viridiplantae, Streptophyta, Magnoliopsida, Fabales, Fabaceae. Gene Ontology annotation, molecular function: 2-isopropylmalate synthase activity. Gene Ontology annotation, biological process: L-leucine biosynthetic process.